UGAGAUUCCGGGUGCAGGUUCUUAAGACCUUCUGAGGAGUGUUUUACCUUCCUGGAGGAACCAGGAGACUUGAGUCACCUCACCCGGAAGAGCGAGCAUCUCCAGUGAACUCUUGCGGCGCCGGGAGAACCCCGACGUUGCGUGGUAGAGUCCUUCCAGAAGGCGGGGUCUACUCUGGCUGGAUGGCGACCUUAGUUUCUGUACUGCUCUGAUACUUGAGUGGCUUAACCAUGGCCCUGCGGGCAGUGUGGCUCAUACGUCACGAACCAGGAACUCCACUUGGUGGCACCGUCAAAUUCUCCAGACGCUAUCCUACUGUUGAAAAGCGAGCCAAGGUCCUCAAUGGAGUGAAUUAUGUUCCUGUACCUGAAGACGGUCCCUUUCUUAAAGCAUUGCUCUUUCAACUUAGAUUAUUGGAUGAUGAUAAGGACUUCGUGGAGAGCCGUGAUAGCUGUUCACACAUCAAUAAAACAUCCAUCUAUGGGCUCUCAGUAGGAGGUGAAGAUCUCUGGCCAGUCAUCGCUUUCCUGAGGAAUGACAUGAUCUACGCAAGUGUUCCAUUAGUUGAACAAGCUCUGUCCCCUCGCCCACCUUUAAUUAGUAUUAGUGGGGUGUCACAAGGCUUGGAACUGCUUUUGGGAGUACAUGAUUUUCUUUACUCCAGUCAGAAAAACGACACUGACCUCCACAGCAGACUGAGUCAGUUGCCUGACUUGCUUCUGCAGGCCUGUCCUUUGGGGACUCUAUUGGAUGCUAACUUGCAGAACUCACUGAAUAGCCUUAACCUCGUAUCUGUGACUCAGCCACAAAAACAGCCAGCCUGGAAAGUUGGAACAUACAAAGGAAAAGCACAGAUUUCUAUUUCUAUCACUGAGAACGUAAAAUCCAUGCAAUAUGGUAAACAGGAUAUAGCAGACACAUGGCAGGUCGUUGGGACAGUCGCUUGCAAGUGUGAUUUGGAGGGAGUCAUGCCAAAUGUCACCAUCAGCUUGAAUCUGCCCACCAAUGGGUCUCCACUUCAAGACAUUAUUGUUCAUCCUUGUGUGACUUCUCUGGAUUCUGCCAUCCUGACCUCCAGUAGCAUUGACACAGUAGAUGACUCUGCAUUCAGUGGGCCAUAUAAAUUUCCAUUCACUCCACCCUUAGAGUCCUUCAACUUAUGCCACUACACUUCUCAGGUUCCUGUCCCACCAAUACUGGGUUCUUACCACAUGAAAGAAGACGGAGCACAACUGAAAAUAACAGUUAAUUUAAAACUACACGAAAGUGUGCGGAAUAAUUUUGAAAUCUGUGAAGCUCACAUACCUUUUUACAACAGAGGUCCAAUUACCCAUUUGGAAUACAAAGUUAGUUUUGGUCAACUUGAGGUGUUUCGAGAAAAAAGCUUAUUGGUCUGGAUUAUUGGCCAGAAGUUCCCCAAAUCAAUGGAGAUUAGCCUUUCAGGAACUCUAACUUUCAGAGUUCGGGGCCAUAACAGGCAGCCGUUUGACCACAUUUGUAUUGGAAGCACAGCAUAUGUAAAGCUUAAUUUUAGGAUUGCAGAUUAUACACUCACCGGAUGUUACGCAGAUCAGCAUUCGGUUCAAGUGUUUGCUUCAGGAAAACCAAAGAUAAGUGCACAUCGGAAACUAAUUUCUUCUGAUUAUUACAUCUGGAAUUCUAAAGCAUCUGCUCCAGUAACAUAUGCAUCAUUGUUACCAUGACUUUUUUCAUAUUCAAAGGGAUUUAUAUGAUGGUAACAUUCUGUAGUAGAAUCAUAGUAUUUUAAUUUUUUACAUGCGUUCACACCACUUAUGACUGAAAAAUUAGAGUGAUUUCUUUAUGAAAACAUUCAUAAUUUAUGUUUUCAGUCUGGUGCAGUGUGAAAGAAUAUUUUCAAGGCUAACGUCUCCCCGGUUUUUGUUACCCUCUAAUUUCAUGCCACCACAACUCAGAAUGUAUAAAAGCAGUGGUUGGCUCUGGCCGAAGACUGGUCCUGAGUCUGCCACGCACUCCUUCCUUUUCCAUGGCAAGACAGUGCUUCAGUCAGAGCCCCUUCCUUGAGGAAGAGCUCGGCCUUUCCUGGUGCAGGUUCAGACAGCCAUCCUAUGGGCUGUAGUCGAUUUACAAGGAAACUGUGUGCUUACCCAAACCUCAGUACAGACAGUGCUACUACAGAAUACCCAUGGUCUGGUUAAGUAGUCAUAAACGGCUUCUUUCAAAGCAUUUGGGAAAACGUUCAAAUAGUAACCUGCUCUUCAUCGCAUCCCCUACCGGCCAAUAGGCCUCCAUGGUUCUGUUUACGUUCUAGAGCUACUGUCUUUCUGAAACAGGCUCUCAUGAAACUUGGGCUGGCCUGGGCCUCACUGUGUAGCUCAGGAUGAUCCCUCUCAAGUGCUGGGGUUACAGUGGUAAACUACCAUGUCCAGUGCCCUUCUAGGGAUCGAACUCAGGGCCUCAUGCUUGCCAGACCAGGACCCCAGAGCUGAGCCAUGACUCUGCUGCUCUAGGGCUGCCGUAACCAAGGCAGUAGGGUGACAGAACAGCUGUCCAGGAUGCCAGUGGACCUAAGGCUGCCGCAGUGAGCCUCGUGACCUGUGAUUACGUAGUCCCUGGACACGUUUAGAUAAUUGUAGGUAUCACAGUGUUUGUUUGUUUGUUUGUUUGUUUGUUUGUUAAUUAAGCUGUUGAUGAAUGGACUUAGGUAAGCACCCAGAAGCCUUCCUGUGGGUAUCAUUUAGACUUACUUAAUAUAGCACUUUUUCUUUAGGUCUGUCCCCAUCAUUUCUUUUUAUCAUUUUCUUGAUUCCUUAAAAACUGUCUUUCCAUGCUCCUUAUCCUCUCCCAUUUCCGCAAUUCCACAACAUAUCUUUGUUCAAGGCAGCGUGCUGUCCUCAAAUUUGGCUUUAAGUGACUAUUUUAAAAAGUCUGAAGAUCCCAGGAACUUAACUGAUGCCAAAUUUAGAAGCCUGACAAAAAUAUGAGUUACAGAAUAAUAUUUAAUUAAUUUAAUUAAACUUAUUCGGGGUUCUGUUUC
This is a messenger RNA of Rattus rattus (black rat), 3016 nucleotides long. RefSeq names its product adaptor related protein complex 5 subunit mu 1 (gene Ap5m1). Gene Ontology annotation, cellular component: late endosome; AP-type membrane coat adaptor complex; lysosome. Bases 231 to 1703 code for a protein of 490 amino acids. The transcript is spliced from 8 exons. The record is from RefSeq and is a predicted model, not a curated record. NCBI's taxonomy places the organism in Eukaryota, Metazoa, Chordata, Mammalia, Rodentia, Muridae. Gene Ontology annotation, biological process: endosomal transport.